Messenger RNA from Saccostrea echinata, 864 nucleotides. RefSeq names its product sulfiredoxin-1-like. Gene Ontology annotation, cellular component: cytoplasm. Bases 29 to 559 code for a protein of 176 amino acids. The transcript has 2 exons. NCBI's taxonomy places the organism in Eukaryota, Metazoa, Mollusca, Bivalvia, Ostreida, Ostreidae. Gene Ontology annotation, molecular function: sulfiredoxin activity. The record is from RefSeq and is a predicted model, not a curated record. Gene Ontology annotation, biological process: cellular response to oxidative stress.
GUAGAGUCGAGUUUCGUUAAACUUUGAUAUGCAAAUAUCAGAGUCAACAUGUAACUUUAAUAGUUUGGGUAUUAUAACCUACGUAAAUAUUGUGGUGUUUCUUUUAUGUGUCGUUUUAAGGAACAAUAUUCACUCCCAGUCAGUGAGCGCUAGUUGUCCUACUUUCACUUUUCCGGAAAAUUGGUUUCUGGAGCUAGAAAGACGAAUCCUAAUGUCAAAUGAUAAACAAACGUCUAUUCACAGUAAUCAUAUUGCAGAAGUUCACAAUGUUCCGAUAUCGGUGUUGAUUAGACCAUUCACAUCAGUGCUAGACGAAGAUAAAGUGAAAUCCCUGAUGAAAACUCUGCAAGACGAAGACCAAGCAGAUAGCGUUCCUCCAAUUGAUGUUCUUUGGAUUAAAGGGCAACAGGGAGGGGACUAUUUUUACUCUUUUGGAGGAUGUCAUCGAUAUGAAGCACACAGACGACUGAAUAGAGAAACGAUCCCCUGUAAACUGUUUAGAUCUACCGUCAGUGAUCUGCGAACAUAUUUGGGAAGCUCAACGCCAGAUCUGCUCUGAUUAACUUUAAUAUUCCCAUUGUUUUUUCAUAAUAUUUAUGCAUUGAAUUGAAACAAGACGGGUUUCAGUCUUUACUUAACACUAUGGAAUCUCAAGAAAAGUGUUUUGAGGCAGAAGGAGCGUACUUUGAGAAACAAUGACGUCGGAUGUCUUGAAACUUAACAGCGACAGCGCCGGGUGAUCAUAUAAUGUCUUUUGUGUGUAAUGAUCAUUUGACAAAUUAUCAACGUAUCAAGCUAAAAUUGUCAACACUUCCAAAAAUUUUAUUUAUUUUUUAUAUUCCUUAUAAAUUCUGUUAUCACCAA